AUGCCCUCCGGUUUUCCUCAGUCUCCACGUACGUCCCCGAGGGCGCGUCCCAAAACCCGGAUAACCGGAGCGCUCCCCAUGGACUACACGAAGGGCUCGUCCGCGGAGGAGCGGCCUGCGCAUGCUCCAUCGUCGGGGAAGUUUGGUGAGCGGCCUCCACCUAAACGACUCACUAGGGAAGCUAUGCGAAAUUAUUUAAAAGAACGAGGGGAUCAAACAGUACUCAUUCUUCAUGCAAAAGUUGCACAGAAGUCAUAUGGAAAUGAAAAACGAUUUUUUUGCCCUCCUCCUUGUGUGUAUCUUAUGGGCAGUGGUUGGAAGAAAAAAAAAGAACAAAUGGAACGAGAUGGUUGUUCUGAACAAGAGUCUCAACCCUGUGCAUUUAUUGGAAUAGGAAAUAGUGACCAAGAAAUGCAGCAGCUGAACUUGGAAGGGAAGAACUACUGCACAGCCAAAACAUUGUACAUAUCUGAUUCAGACAAGAGGAAACAUUUCAUGUUGUCUGUAAAAAUGUUCUAUGGCAACAGUGAUGACAUCGGUGUGUUCCUUAGCAAGCGGAUAAAGGUCAUCUCCAAACCUUCCAAAAAGAAGCAAUCAUUGAAAAAUGCUGACUUGUGCAUUGCCUCAGGGACAAAGGUGGCGCUGUUUAAUCGACUUCGGUCCCAGACCGUUAGCACCAGAUACCUGCACGUAGAAGGAGGGAAUUUCCAUGCUAGUUCACAGCAGUGGGGAGCAUUUUACAUUCAUCUCUUGGAUGAUGAUGAAUCGGAAGGAGAGGAAUUCACAGUUAGAGAUGGCUACAUCCAUUAUGGACAGACUGUCAAGCUGGUGUGCUCAGUUACUGGCAUGGCACUCCCAAGACUGAUAAUUAGGAAAGUUGAUAAGCAGACAGCAUUACUGGAUGCAGACGACCCUGUAUCACAACUCCACAAAUGUGCAUUUUACCUUAAGGACACAGAAAGAAUGUACUUGUGCCUUUCUCAAGAAAGAAUAAUCCAAUUUCAGGCCACUCCAUGUCCAAAAGAACAGAAUAAAGAAAUGAUAAAUGAUGGAGCGUCCUGGACAAUCAUCAGCACAGACAAGGCUGAGUACACGUUCUAUGAGGGAAUGGGCCCUGUCCUUGCCCCGGUCACUCCUGUGCCUGUCGUAGAAAGUCUCCAGUUGAAUGGCGGCGGGGAUGUAGCCAUGCUUGAACUCACAGGACAAAACUUUACUCCAAAUUUACGAGUGUGGUUUGGGGAUGUAGAGGCCGAAACAAUGUACAGAUGUGGAGAGAGCAUGCUCUGUGUGGUCCCAGACAUCUCUGCAUUCCGAGAAGGUUGGCGAUGGGUCCGGCAGCCAGUCCAGGUUCCAGUAACUUUGGUCCGUAAUGAUGGAAUCAUUUACUCCACCAGCCUUACCUUUACCUACACCCCAGAACCAGGGCCAAGGCCGCACUGCAGCGCAGCGGGAGCCAUUCUCAGAGCCAACUCAAGCCAAGUGCCCACCAAUGAGUCAAACACAAACAGCGAGGGAAAUUACACAAAUGCCAGCACAAAUUCUACCAGUGUCACGUCGUCCACAGCAACUGUGGUGUCCUAACUACCGUCUUUUUGCUGGGACUUAAACUGACUUGAAUGCGGCAAAAAGUUGACAGAAAAAGGCAAGGAUAAAGUGAACAAUCUUUUGUGGUUUCUUGGGGAAACGUUUCAUACCAGGUGAUCUAUUCAAAACUGCAAGUGCAGAUGUGAAAUGCAGAAGCCACAGUGAAAUGAACAACAUCACAAUGUACAGGCUGCUGGAAAUCCAGUUUUCAGCUGUCUCUCACACACCCCCCUUUUGGUUGUUUUUGGUUUGGUUUUGAUUUAAUGGUCAAGAGAUAGACAUGUGGCUGAGUACAGGUUAAGCUAGAAGACACAAACCUAACCUAGUUUUUAUGGACCAAGGGACUUGCAUAAGCUUUAGUAAAAGGUACAUUUUCACCAUGCCUUUUUUAUACUGCAGUAUGUCAAACACCUUGUUACCAAACGGGUUGCGCUCCCCACCCGUUGAGGGUUGGCUCUAAAGUCUAAUCAGGUUCUAGCCUGACCUUGCUUGUUCAAUCUGAGUACCGAACACUUCCAGGUUCUUUUGGUCUAAGGCUGGAACUUUUUUUAAGCUGAAGUCUUAUGACUUUUUCAUAAGUUGGAAUUAUUUUGAUUUCAGCAAGUCAAAUUUUGUAAAGGCCUGCAUAUUUUUUUUAUGAUUAUAUGAAGUCUGCAAAAGCUUUAAAAAUGCCUCUGCCUUGCCUGCAAUACAUGCAAUGUAUGUUAACUUAGUCUGUUCUCAGAUACUGUUGGUAGUUACUUCUGUGUUUUCCCCUUUUUAAAGAAAUGUAUUUAUAGUGGUAAUCUAAGAGAUGCUAACAGCUCAGUCGGGGUGGCCGUUCCGUGAUCCUGAGUUGAUGGCACUGAACACCGCCAUUUGACAGCUGUGCGCCUCUGCCUGUCCAUCACUUCAUCUGUGUUCCAGGAGUCGUCCAGGUCCCCUCCCCAAGUCUGUACAUAACUUGUAUUAUGUGUAAGUUAAACAUUUUUAAACAUUUUAUCUUUACUUGGAAUGUUCCCAGUGAUUACAUUUAACAGGGUGUUUCCUACCUUGUUGGCAAAUGGCAAAAAAUAUCAUGAGAAUUAUUUGCUACCAAGUUGGUGCCCUUAGGGUAAAAUGAGAAAGUCUCUGCAGGAUGAUUUAUUGUAUUUUUUUUCCUUUUUUUUUUAGCCUAGCCAGAACAUCAUUAUAAUUUUAAACUUAAGACCAUAAGAUGGCUUUUAUUAGAUGAUAACUAAAUAAACUGAACUAAGUAGCCAGAAGACAGUACCUUAGAGACAGAUAGUUGUAAGUUUAUAAAAAUACAAAUGUAACUUAUAUUUC
Rattus rattus (black rat) is the source of this 2889-nucleotide messenger RNA. It is a transcript of the gene Rbpj, whose product is annotated as recombination signal binding protein for immunoglobulin kappa J region. NCBI's taxonomy places the organism in Eukaryota, Metazoa, Chordata, Mammalia, Rodentia, Muridae. Gene Ontology annotation, molecular function: RNA polymerase II cis-regulatory region sequence-specific DNA binding; DNA-binding transcription activator activity, RNA polymerase II-specific. The record is from RefSeq and is a predicted model, not a curated record. Gene Ontology annotation, cellular component: nucleus; MAML1-RBP-Jkappa- ICN1 complex. The coding region runs from base 1 to 1581 and encodes 526 amino acids. Gene Ontology annotation, biological process: regulation of transcription by RNA polymerase II; Notch signaling pathway. The transcript has 11 exons.